Messenger RNA from Cornus florida, 1984 nucleotides. RefSeq names its product protein SOSEKI 5-like. The record is from RefSeq and is a predicted model, not a curated record. The transcript is spliced from 3 exons. NCBI's taxonomy places the organism in Eukaryota, Viridiplantae, Streptophyta, Magnoliopsida, Cornales, Cornaceae. The coding region runs from base 943 to 1857 and encodes 304 amino acids.
UAUAUAUAUAUAUAUAUAUAUAUAUAUCGUAUAUUGGAGUCUAUUUAGCUUUGUAAAUGCAUGAACCUAAAUCAUCUUCAGUGUGCAAGAAAGGUUGGAGAUCAUCCCAAGGGUGGAGUCCACACCCAUGGGGUGAUCCACAUCCUUCACUUUUGCACACCACCAACGUGCUGCACACCGGACCGGAUCCUCUCUCUCAUAAAUGCAUGUGUAUAAUGUUUCUGUAUUUUCUUUAUAGCCCUAUAUAUCAUAUCUUAAAAUAUAAUUAAAUAAUUAAGGUGGUUUCUUACUUUUUAUUUUAAGUAAGCCAACCCAUUCAGCAGGGAAUGGAAUGAUUGAUUUUCUAUUUUAAGUAAUUUUUUUUUUUUUUUGAAAGUUAAAGCAAACAAACUUGACCACAAUUUUAAGAGCUCUCUGUCUACAUUUAAAGAAUCUCCAUGUGGCACUAAGAGCAAAAACGAUGAUGACUAUGAAUCAAUUAAAUCUUCCAACAGUAAAAUUGAAGUUAGCAUGCAUUUACAUGGUAAUUAAGAUGUGGUUCGGAACAGGGUGUCACUUUUACUCUCCCUAAGUUUGUUUGGUUAGCAGGUGUACCUGUUUGUCCUACCUCAAAUAACUGAAUCUACCCGCCACGGUCCACACCUCUACUACUUCCCAAGCUCUCGUCUCCCUAUAUAUAUAUAUAGUAUAUAUAUAAGCACACAUAUAAAUAUAUAUAUACACACACGGACAAGGAUCCUCUCCAGCGCAGGAGAGGUCCAGCACACACACACACCCAUUUUUGUCUUUAAUUUGCUGUUUCAUUUCAUCAAACAAAACAUCCCAGAUCUCUCCUUUUUAGCUCCAAAUUUCUACAAAAAUUCUUCUUGGGCAAAUGUUAUACAUCUUAAGUAAAUGAGAUUGUAACUUAGGUUAGUUAGCUUCUCUUUUCUGUGGUGAUUGAUGGCGGUCAAUUCAAGAUCGAAAACGGAGCUUUCAGUCCAAAAAAAGAAAUGGCAAGACAGAGAAACUAGUCCUGAAAGAACCAAGAUUUGGAUCGAACCCAAAUUGAAGACAGACAACAAAGUCCCUCUUAUAUACUAUCUCUCAAGGAAUGGCCAACUCGACCAUCCUCAUUUUACAGAGGUUCCUCUCUCUUCCUCCAAAGGACUUUAUCUCAGAGAUGUGAUCAAUAGAUUGAACUCUCUCAGAGGAAAAGGCAUGGCAAGCAUGUACUCUUGGUCUUCUAAACGGGUCUACCGGAAUGGAUUUGUGUGGCAAGAUUUAUCUGAGAAUGACUUGAUAUGUCCAACACAGGGCCGUGAAUACGUCCUCAAAGGAUCUGAACUUCUUCAGAGCUCUGUGAGCUUAAGGUACCAUGAAACAACAGCAUCAUUGAAAAACCUGCCGGAGAUAAAACUUUCCAGCGAAGAUUGCGAUUUUCCGGCGACUAUGAGGAGAAGAAAUCAGUCAUGGAGCUCAUUCGACCCUCAGGAAUACAGAGUCUACAAGGUGAAAUCCGGCAGAGAACUUACUGGAAAAGCCGCGGACGUGUCGACGCAGACGGAGGAUAGCCGGCAACGAAGAAGAAGUGUUAGAGAGGUGAGGGAAGAAUGUGAAAAGGGUAUGAAUAAAGAGUGUGGGGAGAGCAUUACAGAGCUGAGCAGAGGAGAUAUAUCUCCACCAGUUUCGAUUUCUAGUGUAGAAGGCAUGGAGGGUGUGAGUGGAUCAAGAGGCGCUGAUCUAUCGGGCCGUGUUUGCGAUCGGACGGCUGAGAAUAUGCAUCCGAGUGGGAGAAUGAAGGCUUCCCAAGCGUUGAUGAAGUUGAUCAGUUGUGGUUCGGUUCCGGUCAAUGAUUGUGAGUCAAUCAAGGGUUAGGACUGGGGGAUCAUGAAGGAAGACUAUGGACUUGGAUGUCGGAUAUUGAGUGCACUAGAUAUUUCGACCCAUGAUAAUGUAUCUUUUUUUAAAAAAAAAUUAGUCUAUCUAUUUAUAAAAUUACUAA